Dunckerocampus dactyliophorus (ringed pipefish) is the source of this 2016-nucleotide messenger RNA. It is a transcript of the gene cbx7a, whose product is annotated as chromobox homolog 7a. The coding region runs from base 266 to 1207 and encodes 313 amino acids. The record is from RefSeq and is a predicted model, not a curated record. NCBI's taxonomy places the organism in Eukaryota, Metazoa, Chordata, Actinopteri, Syngnathiformes, Syngnathidae. Gene Ontology annotation, biological process: negative regulation of transcription by RNA polymerase II. The transcript is spliced from 6 exons. Gene Ontology annotation, cellular component: PRC1 complex.
GCAGCCACGCAUUUGGGGGCUCGGCCCUACGUAAUGGCGUCGGAGGCGCGCGCGCGACUUAAAGCAGCGCGUCGUCCCGUGUUGAUGUGUCGCAGAUUUGAAAAAGUGAGCCAGGAGGACACUUUGCAGGACGACAACCACGCAGCGCGCGGCCUCGGGGGGAUUUGGGUCUCCUGAAGGGGCACUUUAUUCUUGUGACUUUAUUCUUUAUCCUCGCCCUUCUAUUCCCCGCCUAUUGGACACAGCCAGGUUGUUCAGCGCGGGCAUGGAGCUGUCAUCCAUCGGAGACCAAGUGUUCGCAGUGGAGUCCAUCACCAAGAAGAGAGUCCGAAAGGGUAACGUGGAGUACCUACUGAAGUGGCAGGGAUGGCCCCCCAAGUACAGCACUUGGGAGCCCGAGGACAAUAUUUUGGACCCUCGCUUGGUCCAUGCCUACGAGGAGAAUCAGGAGAAGAUCCGAGCUCUGGCCUAUCGCAGGAAAGGUCUCCGACCCAGAAGUCUUGUCCUGCGGAACCUUUUCGCCAUGGACCUCCGGAGCGCCCACAAGCCUCCUGACAAACCUCCACGGCUGCGCCUCUCGCUCACCCGCUCCAUGAGCACGGAUGUGGACAACGGCGAGCAUGGAGGCCCGUACUGUCGCUCAGCGAGGAGGAGGAGCAAGCAGCAGGUGUCUAAGCGGAGGCCGGUCGCCCGGCCGAGCAGGGAAAAGGUGGCGGACUGGGAAGACAUGAGUGAAGAAGAGGAGAAGCAAGAGACUGAAAGCACCGCAGACGAGAGACGCGAAGACAGCUUAUAUGGUCAGUCAGAGUGCAGCUCGCCGCCGGCACUGGAGCGACAGGACCUGGAGAUGGAGGCGAUGGAGGAGAGCGCAGACGUCGUGUGUGACCAAUUGGAGGACAGUGCCUCACGGUUGGACGAUGGAGCAGGAGAAGUGCUGGCCACGGGCAAUCAGGUGGGCGGGGACACAGGUGAGGAGGGGGCGGCGUCACAGCUGGAGAGUCCCAGCGUGCACCUGAGCUCGGUGGUAGCAAGCGGUGAGACAGUGAGUGAUAAUCACUGCGUUACCACGACAACAGAAGGCGGUCUGACUCCUCCGGCUGCAGCGGAGCAUCUUGCGAAGGUGAUCGUGACAAAAGUGACCAUCAACUCGCUGACGGUGACUUUCAAGGAGGCCGCCGAGGCAGAGGGCUUCUUUAGCGGCUGUUAGCCGUUUAGCAACAACCAGACUUGCCACUCAUUUUGUAACAGGUGUAAAUAGUCAUGUUUACAAAGAUACACUCCUUUCCUGCUGAGAAGACAUUAUUGCCUUUGACCUUAAAAGUGAUUUUUAUUAUUGUGACUUUUAUUAGGCAACCAGAUUGUCCACGAAAAUGGCUAAAAAGCUCAAGAGGCAGACAGGGAAACAGCAGUCAAACAAACACACUACUACUUCCAUGCAGCUACUUUUUACUCGGUUGUCCUCAGUGCUUUCCAGCAAGACAUCCCAUUCUGAUGCUGUAUCUUCUCAGGGGCCCCUUUCCAUCGGCCCUCUUUUUCUUACAAAUACCUUUUUGUGCAGACAUCGCCUUCCGGAGCCAAGUUUAUUUCUGUCCCACCAGAAAUAAAACAAAGAGAAGUAAUGACUGCUGCUGCUCAGAUGAAGUUCUUGCAUUUGAAGGAAGAGGGAUACACAAAAAAAAGAAGUAAUGUUGUGUUUGCUGUCUGUUUUAAGUCCUAUAAAUGCUACUUGGUUCUAUUUUUGUAUUACCAGUUGAUAGUCCACUCUUUACACUACUAGCCUUUGUGCUUGUCAAAGGAGGAGAUAUCAUUUUACACUGCUGCUGUUACGCUUUGUAGGAUCAUGUACACCAGGAGUACAUUAGAUCAGACAGUAGUGAGCCUUUGUUAUUUAUUGCAUGUCACGUGUAUAAGCUAAACUAACUUAUGUGUCUGAAUCGUCUUUAUUUCAACUGCAUUUCCAGUAAUUGUGUACUAAAAUAACUGUUUAAUAAAAGUUGUUUUAUGUACAACCUUUAA